AUGUUUCGCCGACGACGUCUGAGCAGCGGUGGUGCGGCUCGAGGAGUUUUCAUCUUCGGCUUCAACUUCCCUGAGCAGUCGCUUGUAAAGCGCUCCCUGGAAACCUUCUAUGGCAUCGGUCCAAAAGUGUCGCAGAGCAUCAUGGCGCGCUUCCACAUACACCCCUGGGCGAAAGUUGGCACCCUGAAGAACUCCACCGUCCUAGAUUUGACCGCCGAGCUAUCGAAUAUGAAGAUCGAGAACGACCUAAGAAGAGAGGUGCAGGAGAAUAUCAGGCGGCUGAAAGAUAUGGGAUCGUAUAGGGGUAGACGACAUGCUAUGGGACUUCCCGUGAGAGGACAGAGGACAAGAUCACAGAUCACAACGGCGAGAAAACUGAACAAGAUCGAGCGUGGCGGUCAGGGACGUGUACAGAUGUGA
Messenger RNA from Aaosphaeria arxii CBS 175.79, 420 nucleotides. Its product is annotated as 30S ribosomal protein S13. Gene Ontology annotation, cellular component: ribosome; mitochondrion; small ribosomal subunit. The record is from RefSeq and is a predicted model, not a curated record. Gene Ontology annotation, molecular function: structural constituent of ribosome; RNA binding. NCBI's taxonomy places the organism in Eukaryota, Fungi, Ascomycota, Dothideomycetes, Pleosporales. Gene Ontology annotation, biological process: translation. The coding region runs from base 1 to 420 and encodes 139 amino acids. The transcript is spliced from 4 exons.